AGACGGGGAGGAGGUGCCAGGCUGUUUGCUGGUUGCUAGCUGCCGCCGCUCGCCCGGCCACCCAGCCGCUUCAUUGUCACCGGGCCUCGGAGUCAGGGCCCCGGCCGCAGGCACGAGAACUUAGACCCGAAGCCUGGACCCCACGCGUCCCACCUUGGAAGGCCCAGCGCACCCCUCGCUACUCCAUCCCGCAGGCCCCGAGUCCCAGGCCCGCCUCACGCAGGGCCUUCCGUCCACCAUGAGAGGCUCCAAGGCCGUCAGCGGCCCCUCCGGCCCCCCCGAGGGCAGCCCAGAAGGCGUGGACCUGAGCCUGACGGGUCUUCCUCCGCCCGUGUCCCGGCGCCCCAACAGCGCCUCUGCUGCCAAGCCCAUCACCCGCUCCAUCUCCAUGGUCACCGGCAGCGAGCCAAGAAGGAAGACUCUGGAGGCCCCAGGGCCAGCAGGCUCCCCGGCCAUCAACAACCUUCGCAGGUCCAGCAGCACCACUCAGGUCAACCAGCCACAGGCCAAGCAGGCGUGGGCCGGGCCCCUCAGACCGGCGGAGCCCCCCGACGUCAUGACGCUCUGUGAGGGCAGCCCCGCUGGGAGGAAGAGGCCGGCCAGUCUGAGCAAAGCUCCCAGCGAGAAGGGAGCCACGUGGAACGCCCUGGACGACCGGCCCAGGGCCCUCACCUUGCUGUGCGACACCCAGAGUCCCGGGACCCUCGACGUGCCAGUGUGCCCGCGGAGGAGGGAGUGCACGGUGCCCCUGGCACCCAACUUCACGGCCAACAACAGGAGCAACAAGGGCGCCGUGGGCAACUGCGUCACGGGCAUGGUACACAACCACUACACCCCCCCGGAGAGGACGCCACCCCCCAAGAGCUCCAACCGCACGGCGCCCCCCCUCAACAACAUCCUCAAGGCAGCCACAGACGAGGGUGAGAGCAGCCACCUCGGGAAGCCACAGAAGAACGUGGCCCGCAGCAACCACGCCGUCCAGAACAACUCGGGCAGCGCCGCAGGUCUGCUCGGAUGGAAGGAGGUGACCGAGGAGGAGGCUGAGAGGUUUAUCCACCAGGUGAGCCAGGCCGCUGUCACCAUCCAGCGCUGGUACCGACACCAGGUGCAGCGGCGCCAAGUGGGAGCUGCCCACCUGGAGCACCUGCUGGCAUCCAAGCGAGAGGGGCAGCGGCAGCGGCUGGGAGAGGGGACCCUCCUGGACCAGCACCAACAGAAGGAGGCGGCCAGGAGGAAGGCCCGGGAGGAGAGGGCGCGCCAGGCCCGGAGGGCAGCUAUUCAGGAACUGCAACAGAAGCGAGCCCAGAAGUCAGUCGAUGCUGACCUUGGGCGGCCAAAGGGCACCCAGAAGACAGGGAAGCCCCGGCCCACCCAGGAGCCGCCCCUGAGGCCGGGGAGCGCUGCCCAGCGGACCCACAAGGCCAAUAAUGCUGGGGCCAGCAUCCACACCACAGGCCUGGAGGACCCGUGCCCGCCUGCCUGCGCCUUGUCCCCGGAACCCCGGCAGCUUGCAGAGAACACGCCUCAGGAUGCCAGCUCCCAGGACACAGCCGGCAAAGGCCUGGAGGCGCUGGACCCCGCCAGAGGCAAGGCCAAGUCCAGGGCCACCCUGGAUGAGCUGCUGGACACAUUGAAGCUGCUGGAGCAGGAGCCUGAGCCCCUGCCCCACCCCCGGGCCUACCACAAGGACAAAUACACCUGGAUAGACGAGGAGGACGAUGCCAGCUCCCUGACAGCGGACAACCUGGAGAGAUUUGGGAAGCUCAGCGCAGCCGCCAGCCCCCCUGAGGACGGGACCCUGCUUUCAGAGGCCAAGCUGCAGAGCAUCAUGAGCUUCCUGGAUGAGAUGGAGAGGUCCGAGCAGGGCCGGCCGGCCUCGGCCCCCCAGGGGCCUGUGCCGGCGGAGGGGCAGGGGCGCCUGGAGCCCGCGGCCGAGGCCAGCACGUCGGUGAUGCGGCUGCGGCUGGAGGUGGAGGAGAAGAAACAGGCCAUGGUGCUGCUGCAGAGGGCGCUGGCGCAGCAGCGAGACCUCACCGUCCGGCGGGUCAAGGAGACGGAGAAGGAGCUGGGCCGGCAGCUGCGGCAGCAGAGGGAGCACUACGAGGCCACCAUACAGCGACACCUGUCCUUCAUUGACCAGCUGAUCGAAGAUAAGAAGGUUCUGGGCGAGAAGUGUGAGGCCCUGGUGGCUGAGCUGAAGCAGGGGGACCAGAGGCGCAAGGACAGGGAGGCCCAGAUGCAGGAGCAGCAUGAGCUGGAGAUUAAGAAACUCAGAGAACUAAUGAGCGCCACCGAAAAAGUCCGCCGGGAGAAGUGGAUCAACGAGAAAACCCGGAAGAUCAAGGAGAUCACGGUCAAAGGUGGGGCUGCCACGGGGCAGGGGCACAUCAGGAGGUCAGUUGCGUGUGUGAUGGAGAGGCUUCCUGCUGGGGGGAGGGGGAGGGGGCUGGGGGUGGGGGCUCUGAGGGCUGAUGGGGCAGCCCCGGCUGUGUCUGCCCACGCCUGGCCCUCCUGCCCCAGGACACCCUCCCCUCUAGUGUGGCCCCCUCCUCCAGGGGGAGACCCUCCGGCCAGAGCCCCAAGCGGGAGCCAUGGUGCGGUGGGCAGGGAGGGGGCGCUGGGGCCCUGGUGGACCCAGCUGUGCUUCUGGCCGGAGCCCCAGUGUCAUGGUGGCCAGAGGUCAGGGGUCCCCCAUAGCACAGAGGGACGAGGGGCAGGGCUCCUGCGGAGGCGGCCGAGCGUCCCUGCAGCCCGAUGCCCCGCACCGCCCCCAGGGCUGGAGCCCGAGAUCCAGAAGCUGAUCGCCAAGCACAAGCAGGAGGUGAAGAAGCUCAAGAGCCUGCACGCGACGGAGCUGCUGCAGGCGGAGGAGCACGCGGCCCAGCGCUACUCACGCCAGGCGGAGGAGCUGCGGGAGCACUUGGAGCGGGAGAAGGAGGCGCUGGGCCGCCAGGAGUGGGAGCGCGCCCAGCAGCGCUUCGAGCAGCACCUGGAGCAGGAGCAGCGGGCCCUGCAGCAGCAGCGGCGACGGCUCUACAACGAGGUGGCCGAGGAGAAGGAGCGGCUGGGCCAGCAGGCCGCCAGGCAGCGGGCGGAGCUGGAGGAGCUGAGGCUGCAGCUGGAGGAGAGCAGCUCGGCGGGGGGCCGGGCCCUGAGGGCGGAGUUUGAGAAGGGGAGGGAGGAGCUGGAACGCCGGCACCAGACGGAGCUGAAGGCCCUGAAGGACCAGCUGGAGGUGGAGCGUCAGAUGUGGGAGGCCAACUCCGCCAAGAAGGAGGAAGCGUGGCUGCUGAACCGCGAACGGGAGCUGAAGGAAGAGAUUCGGAGAGACCGGGACAAGGAGAUUGAGCUGGUCAUCCACCGGCUGGAGGCCGACAUGACCCUGGCCAGGGAGGAGAGCGAGAGGGCCGCCGAGAGCCGGGUCAGGCGCGUCCGGGACAAGUACGAGGCGGAACUCUCAGAGCUGGAGCAGUCAGAGCGGAAGCUCCAGGAACGGUGCACGGAGCUGAAGGGGCGCCUCGGGGAAGCCGAGGGGGAGAACGUGCGUCUGCAGGCCCUGGUGCGGCAGAAGGAGAAGGAGCUGGCCGACGUGAAGGCGGUGAAUGAGCAGCUGGUCGGCGAGCGCAGCAACCUGGCCCAGGUCCUUCGCCAGGAGUUCGCUGACCGGCUGGCGGCCUCGGAGGAGGAGAAUCGGCAGGUCAAGGCUGAGCUGGCCGAGCUGCGGGCCCGCCAGCGGCUGGAGCUGGAGCAGCUCACGUGGGAGAAGCAGGCGGAGCUGGAGGAGGUGCACGGGAGGGUGAAGACGGCCCUGGCGAAGAAGGAGGAGGCCGUGAGCAGCCUUCGGAAGCAGCACGAGGCCGCGCUGAAGCGGGCCGACCACCUGGAGGAGCUGCUGGGGCAGCGCAGGCGGCCGUCCCCAAGCACCAAGUGACCUCCUGCCUGUGGGCAACGGACAGACCGACAGCAGCGGGCUGAGGGCGCCUGGCGUGAAGGACUCCCCGCCGCAGGUGGAGCACCGAGGCUGCGUCCUAGCAGUAAAGCGUGUCUUUUACUA
Messenger RNA from Phacochoerus africanus (Common warthog), 4054 nucleotides. It is a transcript of the gene CEP131, whose product is annotated as centrosomal protein 131. Gene Ontology annotation, cellular component: centriolar satellite. The transcript is spliced from 25 exons. Bases 239 to 3931 code for a protein of 1230 amino acids. Lineage: Eukaryota; Metazoa; Chordata; Mammalia; Artiodactyla; Suidae. The record is from RefSeq and is a predicted model, not a curated record. Gene Ontology annotation, biological process: cilium assembly; regulation of centrosome duplication; intraciliary transport involved in cilium assembly.